Brassica oleracea var. oleracea is the source of this 3408-nucleotide messenger RNA. Its product is annotated as dual specificity protein kinase YAK1. Gene Ontology annotation, biological process: peptidyl-serine phosphorylation; peptidyl-threonine phosphorylation. The coding region runs from base 496 to 3165 and encodes 889 amino acids. The record is from RefSeq and is a predicted model, not a curated record. Gene Ontology annotation, molecular function: protein tyrosine kinase activity; protein serine/threonine kinase activity; ATP binding. The transcript is spliced from 17 exons. Gene Ontology annotation, cellular component: cytoplasm. Lineage: Eukaryota; Viridiplantae; Streptophyta; Magnoliopsida; Brassicales; Brassicaceae.
GCAAAGAUGGAAGGAAGGAGAGGAAAGAACAAAAAUCAGGAGUGGUCGUUUCGAAGACGAAACACAUCGACUCAUCUUCCUCACAAGAAAUAAUCAAAAUCAAAAUCAAAAUCAAAAUCAAAAUCAAAAGCUUUCACUUUUCUGUUGAUCUCUUUGUUAUCGUUCCUUUCUCGCAAUCCCGUACCAUUGGGGCUAGAUUCUUUCGUCCUCCCAUUUCAAUUUCUCCUCUGAAUUAUAGUUGAAAUUGACAGGUCUCUCUUACCCUUUUCUUGGUGUUCCUCCGAAGACAUAAAGUUGGAAUCUUUCUCUACAUUUGUGUUGAUUUAUCGAUAGUUCUAUGGUCCGAUUUAGGGUUUGACUUGAUGAAGAAAAGGGGCAUGGGACUAGACUCGAUCGGGUUUCUCCGUUAGUCUUCGCAAACUUGUGGUUUCUGAGAAAGUUUAGUGUGGUCAAUUGAGGUUUUUUUGGGUGCUUCUACUUUGUUUCGUACGGAUCAUGGAUGACAUUGGUGGUGGAGCUCGUGAGAUGGGCUCUGGAGUUGCAUCAACACCGUGGCAGCCAAUUCAGCUAGUUUUCAAGCGUUAUUUCCCACAUAAUGGCUCUGAUAUCAGACCUCAGACAUUGCGUGCUACUGUGAAGAAGAAGGCGGUAGUGGAGAGACUAACUAGGGGCUUGGUUGAGACAUACAAAACAUGCAAUCCACAGUUCAAAUAUAGAGGAGAGUUGAAUCCCAAGCGGUACUUGACUACCCCAUCGGUUGGUGUGCUCAAUGAUGGCUUUGAUAAUGUCAACUCCGACCUAAUUCUGGCUGUAAAUGAUGAUUUCUGCAGUUCAGAUUCACGGCAUAGGUACAUUGUCAAAGACCUUCUUGGCCAUGGGACUUUUGGCCAGGUUGCUAAAUGCUGGGUUCCUGAGACAAACAGCUUUGUUGCUGUGAAAGUAAUAAAAAACAAGCCUGCAUACUAUCAGCAGGCGCUGGUUGAAGUAUCUAUUUUGACAACGCUAAACAAGAAGUAUGAUCCAGAGGAUAAGCACCAUAUUGUUCGCAUAUACGACUACUUCUUACAUCAACGUCAUUUAUGCAUAUGCUUUGAACUUCUCGACAUGAAUCUGUAUGAGCUCAUAAAGAUAAAUCAAUUUAGAGGCCUCUCGUUAAGCAUAGUCCAGCUCUUUUCUAAGCAGAUCUUACUUGGUUUGGCCCUUUUGAAAGAUGCUGGCAUAAUCCAUUGUGAUCUGAAGCCAGAGAAUAUCCUUCUGUGUACCAGUGUGAAGCCAACUGAAAUUAAGAUAAUCGACUUUGGAUCAGCGUGCAUGGAAGUUAAGACUAUAUACUCUUAUAUUCAGAGUCGUUACUACAGAUCGCCGGAAGUUUUACUUGGGUACCGAUACACUACAGCUAUCGACAUGUGGUCUUUUGGCUGCAUUGUGGCCGAGCUGUUUCUUGGAUUGCCACUGUUUCCAGGAGCUUCAGAAUUUGAUAUCUUGAAGCGUAUGAUUGAAAUACUGGGGAAGCAACCACCUGAUUAUGUGCUCAAGGAAGCAGAACAUACGAAUAAAUUCUUUAAAUGUGUUGGGAGUGUCCACAAUUUGGGGAAUGGUGGAACUUAUGGUGGCCUCAAAAGUGCUUAUAUGGCACUGACGGAAGAAGAAUUUGAAGCUAGAGAAAAGAAAAAGCCAGAAAUUGGGAAAGAGUACUUCCGCCAUAAGAACCUUGAAGAAAUUGUUAAAGGCUAUCCUUACAAGAUAAACUUGCCUGAAGACGAUGUAGUCAAAGAAACUCAGAUCCGGUUAGCUCUUAUUGACUUUCUGAGAGGACUUGUUGAAUUUGAUCCAACAAAACGUUGGUCACCUUUUCAGGCUGCUAAGCACCCUUUUAUCACUGGGGAACCUUUUACGUGCCCAUACAACCCUCCUCCAGAAACACCUCAUGUGGUAUCAGGGAUAACCAGAAUGCCCAUGCAAAAUAGUCCCCAUUUUCAGAUGUUUCCUUAUUCACAUGCAAAUAGCUACGGAAGUAUCGGAAGCUAUGGUAGCUACAAUGAUGGCACUAUUCAGGGAAAUAGCUACGGAGAGAACGGCAAUAUGUUUGCCUAUUAUUCUCCUGUGAAUCAUACUGGCCUAUACAUGCAAAACCAAGGUGGUGUCCCAAUGCUUGGAACUAGUCCUGAUGCCAGACGUAGGGUUAUGCAGUACCCACAUGGACAUGGCCUUGGUACAAGUCCAUCCGCUGGAAAUUUUGCUCCUCUACCCCUUGGCACUAGUCCGUCACAGUUUACUCCACCGAAUACAAACAAUCAAUUUUUUGCUGGCUCUCCUGGACACCAUGGUCCGACAUCUCCAGUAAGAAACAGUUGUCACGGGUCUCCCUUAGGAAAAAUGGCUGCAUUCAGUCAGUUCAACCGAAGAAAGGGCGUUGGAUAUUCUGGAGGUUCUCAGUCUCAGGAUUUUUCCUUAUCACAAGCGCAAGGGCAUGCGAUCGAUAAUUUUAAUCAAAGUGAGGGGUACUCUACACAUAACGUUUACAGCUCAUCUCUCCGGUUCAAUACGUAUAACCCUUCCAGUACUGGACCCCAUCUUGAAAAUCCGGAUAAUACCUUAUCAGUGCCUGAUCCAGGAGACUGGGACCCAAAUUACAGUGAUGAAUUGCUUCUACAAGAAGAUAGCGCAGAUGAGAGUGUCAUUGCUAAUGCAUUCAGCAGAAGUAUGCAACUUGGUUCAACAGAUGCCUCCAGUUCCAGAAGGUUCAACAGCAGUGCCUCGGCCUCAUCAUCAAAUCUGGCAACCCAAAGGAGAUAUGUUGUCAAUCAAGCCUUUUCGCAAGUAGAGAAUGGCAGCCCUCCAAGUAAUGAUCCUCGUGCCAGAUUUGGCCAACUUAUGCCAGGAUCACAAUUCACUCCUCAUGUCUCCCAGAAUUCUCCAAGUCGCUUAGGGCAGCAGCCUCAACGGGUCUAUCAUGGGAGACCAAAUGCUGGAAGAGCGAUGGAUCGGAAUCACAUCAAUGCACAGCUUCCUCCGUCCAACAGUAAUUAUGGGGGUCAACGCUCACCCAGAAGUAGCUCAUAUACCAAUGGUGUCCCUUGGGGAGGACGUAGGACUAACAACCAUCAUGUCCCGAAUGUUCCUUCGACGUCUCAUGGAAGGAUGGAUUAUGGAAGUAUUGCCUAAUUUCGCGCUUUCAACUCUCAUUUAUUUUGUUCUUUCUCUUGGUGUGCAAAUCUUCUUGUUGGAAGUUUCGGAACAAAGUUUGUACUGAGACAAAGAAGAAACAAAUACUAGUUCAUGGCUUGUGGGCUUUUGAUAAGAAGAUGCUCAUUCAUUGUGCCUGUUGCACAAAUAAACCUAAAACAAAAAAAAAAAAUGUUACUGAUAUUGUUGGUUUAUUAAUAGGAAUUUCGUAUUGAUACUGAA